Cynara cardunculus var. scolymus (artichoke) is the source of this 1838-nucleotide messenger RNA. RefSeq lists its product as uncharacterized. Gene Ontology annotation, molecular function: double-stranded DNA binding; RNA binding. NCBI's taxonomy places the organism in Eukaryota, Viridiplantae, Streptophyta, Magnoliopsida, Asterales, Asteraceae. The coding region runs from base 18 to 1586 and encodes 522 amino acids. The transcript has 4 exons. Gene Ontology annotation, biological process: regulation of DNA-templated transcription. The record is from RefSeq and is a predicted model, not a curated record.
AGAGGGAAGAAACAAAAAUGGCGACACUUGAAUCACUCAACCUCUCACGCUUAUCUCCUCCAUUCCAAUUUCCCACAAAAUUAAAUCCCACUUCCACCCCCAAACUUUUCUUCAAAUCCCCUCUUUUUACCCCAAUUUCUAGAAAAUUCCAGGCCUGCUUAUCAUCAGCAAUCCAACACGAGGUUACAGAAGAAGAAGAGGAGGAGGAGAAUCUAGAGACAACCCAGAAAGAAGAUAAUGGAAAGAAACUGCUUUUUGUUCUUAAUCUUCCAUGGUCUUUCUCUGUCGCUGAUGUGAAGAAUCUGUUGGGUGAAUGUGGACCUGUGGCAGAUGUUGAGAUUAUAAACUGUGAAGAGCAUGGGAAAAGAGGGUUUGCAUUUGUUACAGUGUCUUCUGGGGAAGAGGCUCUUGCUGCCAUCAAGAAACUUGAUUCUCAUGAUCUCUUCAAGGUUGAAUAUGCAAAGAAAGCUACACCUCCAAAUGAGUUGUUUGCUGAUUCCCAUUCCAGAGUUGUGUUCAGCCCUUCAUCUGGAUAUGGAUUACUCUCAUUUGCCUCCAAGGAGGAAGCAGAAUCUGCAAUUUCUGCCUUCAAUCACAGCAAGGUUAAGCUCUCUGAAUACAUUGCCAACAACUAUGUCAUUCUCUUUUUCGAUCUCACUCCAACUGCACAUCAUCAAGAUUUCGGUGUUUCCGUUGCCACAAAACCAAUCACGCCUCCAUCUUCCUCCCUGAUUUCUCUUCCUGUUCCCCCAAAACCACCCUCUACGCCACCGCCCAUCUCCGCCACAAACACCCACCUCCAAGAAAAGCUCCUUUACCUUGAUUCCUUCGGAAUUGACCUAAUUCCUCUCCUCACCACCCACCCUCCCCUCAUCUCAACUUCCCUUUCCCAUAUCAAAUCCACCAUCUCUUUCCUCUCUUCCACCAUCCCGCUCGCCCCACCCGCCCUCCACCGCCUUAUAUCCCUUUGCCCUGAAGUUCUCACACUUCCACUUCCCUCCAUCAUCUCCACCAUCACAUUCCUCCUCCGAGAAGCCAAUGUCCGCACCCACCACCUUCGCCGCGUCAUCCACCGCCGCCCAAGACUCCUCGCCUCUGAUGUCAAAACCCGCCUCCGUCCCACCCUCUACUUCCUCCAGGGAACAAUCGGCAUUUCGGAGAUCAACAAACACGCCCAUCUCUUAUCCAGUUCUGUCGAAGACAAACUCCUCCCACGAAUCCAAUACUUCAACGAAAAGAUCGGAAUAUCCUACGACGACACAAUCUUGAUUUUCCGGCGAUUCCCGUCGUUGUUUUGUUAUAGUAUAAAGGACAACCUUGAGCCGAAAUUCAAUUACUUUGUGGUGGAAAUGGGGAGGGAUUUAAAGGAAUUGGUGGAGUUCCCACAAUACUUUUCGUUUAGCUUAGAAAAUCGGAUAAAGCCAAGGCACCGGCGGUGCGUGGAAAAGAGUGUGUGUUUACCAUUGCCGGGGAUGUUGAGGUUGAGCGAGAAGCGGUUUCUAGAACGGCUGGAGGAGUGCUGUGGUUCUUCUAUGCCGGUGAGGAAUUCUCCGUUUUGGUAUUACACACAUCAUAGUGAUUACUGACUGGUGAUAGUUGUAAAGUCUUGUUAUUAUUAUACAUCAUUCUUUUCAUUUCUGUGUAUAUAUCAUCAAGAUUCCUGGAAAUUGACUGUUUCAAAUCAGUCCAAUCUCCAAAGGAAUUGUAACUUGUACUGUUAAUUGUCAUAUGUCUGAACAAGAAUCAUCUGCUUAAUUGUGGAAGUGGUGUCUUGAAGAGGAUAAGACUGACAUUCAGAUGAAGUGAAUUCCAUUCAGCCUCUAGUGUUGGGUUGUGAA